UUUCAUUCUUUUCAGAAUUGUUUCCAAUACCAUGUUACAUAAGUAUGUAUAUACAUACAAUAUUGAAUGUUGUAAUAGAGAGAAAAACAGUAUUGAUGCAAAAUUUUCCUAAGUAGACGCAAGGAGCGCUAGUGCGGGCAAAUCUUAUGUCCGGCAAGGGAUACUUGUCAUUGUUUCUUUUUUUUCCAUGUUCGAAAUAACCUAGCUUAUCUUGGCUACUAUGAGUUAGCUGAUCCUAACCUUUAUCUAAUCAUUAAAUGCCGACGACACGUGUGUGAAAAGAUUCGAAGGGAGAGUAGGGAAGGUUAGGCGUUCUCGUAAAGGGAGAAGCAAAAAAAGAUAUAAUUUGAUCAGGGAGAUCUAGAAAAUUGCAAUCGGUAACAAUGGACGAGAUGCUAAAAGACGCGCGUUUCGCGCAUAUUGCAAGAGAUCCAAAGUUUUCUCGCAUUCCCAAAGCCGAGAGGAAGGUGAAGAUCGACCGUCGAUUUAAGUGCAUGUUUGAGGACGAGAAGUUCGUCGUGAAAUAUACCAUCGAUAAGCGCGGUAGACCUGUCAAUCGAACCACCACUGAGGAUCUUAGAAAGUAUUAUGAUCUGUCGAGCAGUGAAGACGAGGAUGUCAAGGACAAGAAGAGCGGAGAUCAAUCCUCGUCGAGUAGGCAAGUCAAAACUAAGGAAUGUCUCGACGAGGAUGAAUCUAAUAAGGUAUCCUCAGAUAGCGAGGAUGGAUUUUCUCAAACGGAACUAGAUCAAAAUAAUAAGCAACUGCAUCAAAGAAGAAAAGACGAAAAUUAUGGACUAACGAGUGAAAUUAAAGAGAAACUUAAGGAUCUUACCGUUAAUUAUGCCAGAGGCGAAGGUGUUCUGUUGACGGACAGUUCUUCGGAAGAAGAAUCGUCCGAAGUUAGCGAUACCGAGGACGAGAUUGAACAUAAUUGGGGUGAACUGGACAAAGAAGCUGAAACGACGGAUGAAGUGACGAAUCGAUUAGCUAUUUGUAAUAUGGAUUGGGAUAGAAUACGUGCCGUGGACUUGAUGAUUUUGUUAAAUUCAUUCUUGCCCAGCGGCGGACUCAUCUAUUCAGUUACAAUUUAUCCAUCAGAAUUUGGUCUGCAGCGAAUGAAGGAAGAAGAGAUUAAUGGCCCAACAGAGCUGAGAAACGAAACUAUUGCAAGUGAAGACGAAACUGAACAUGAUAAUGAAGAAGGUGCAAGAUAUCAUAUGGAAAAGUUAAGGCAGUACCAAUUAAAUCGAUUGAAAUAUUAUUAUGCUAUUGCCGAAUUUGAUUCUGCUGAAACGGCAAACAAAGUAUACACAGAGUGUGACGGUAUCGAAUAUGAAUCAACUGCAACUAGAUUAGAUCUUAGAUUCAUACCAGAUGGUAUGACAUUUGAUCAGGAGCCUAAAGAGACGUGCACUGAGAUUCCGGAACCCGUCAAGUACCAACCGAGGCAGUUUGCGACAACAGCUUUGCAACAAGUUAAAGUCCAGUUAACGUGGGACGAAACAAAUCCAGAUCGGCAAGAGUUUACGCAGAAAGUAAAUUCGGGAAAAUUGCAAGAUAUUGAUGAAAAUGAUCUGCAGACGUAUCUGGCAAGCUGUAGCGAGGAUGAUUCAGACACAGAGGAAAAGAAAGACACAAAAGAGAAAAUGGACGAUAAUUCAGAAUUGGAGACGAAUAAUGAUCUAAUCGGAAAGUACAAAUCUUUAUUAAAGAAUAUUGAAGAAGAAGAAGAGGCAAGGAAGAAUAAGGGUGUCGAGUUAGAAUUCUCAUGGGGUUUAGGCGAUAAAGAAAAGGCUGAAAAAUUAGUCAAAGAGAAAAUGAAAAAUAAGGAGGAACUCGCACCUUUUGAGCAAUAUCUAGAGAAACGCAAAGCAAAGAGAAAAGCUAAGAAAGAAGAGAGGAAGAAGCUUAAGGAAGAAGGUGAGAAAAGCGAUUUGGAAGACUCUUUGCCGUCUGAUGUAGAUAUAAGUGAGAAAUAUUUUGCGGAAGAAUGGAAAAAUGGUAGCAAAGGAAAGAAAGUUAACAAAGGUAGUGUUGAUUCAUCGAAUGAGCUGGAAGAGCAUCGACGUAAAGCCGAAUUGGAGUUGCUUUUGAUGGAUCAAGAGGAAGACGGUAAGAAGCACUUUAAUAUGAAGCAGAUCGAAGAAGAUGCAACUAUGUCCAAGUCUAAACGAAAACGUCUUAACAAAAAGAAGAAUGUACAAGAAGAAGCGAAAGAAGACGAUUUCGAAGUUGAUGUUAAAGAUCCAAGAUUUGCCGCUUUGUUUACGUCGCACCAUUUCAAUAUCGAUCCUGCGGAUCCGCAUUACAGGAAGACAAAGGGCACGGAAGCUCUAAUUAAGGAGAAAUUGAAGAGAAGAGCCGAUAACGAGACACGCGAGGAAAAGGACAAGCAAUCUAAAAAGCCAAAAACAGACGGGAAACUACCGACGGAAUUACAAGCUCUAGUUAAAUCUGUUAAGAAGAAAACACAGAAUAUUACACAGCCAAUAAAAGGAUAGAAUACUAUCUCUGUAUUAGUUUUAACUAUUAAUAAAGAAAACUAUAUAAACUUUUUAUUAACGU
This is a messenger RNA of Vollenhovia emeryi, 2568 nucleotides long. Its product is annotated as ESF1 homolog. Bases 384 to 2504 code for a protein of 706 amino acids. The transcript has 7 exons. Gene Ontology annotation, biological process: rRNA processing. Gene Ontology annotation, molecular function: RNA binding. Gene Ontology annotation, cellular component: nucleus. The record is from RefSeq and is a predicted model, not a curated record. NCBI's taxonomy places the organism in Eukaryota, Metazoa, Arthropoda, Insecta, Hymenoptera, Formicidae.